CAGAAGCUCCAGGAGACACUUUGCUGCUCUUUCUUCACAGAAUAUCUGGACCCAAAUCGGAGCUUAUCACAACUGUUACUCCAGCUUCUAGCUCCACUACCUGAACCCAGUAUGUUGGACUGUGCUAGCAGUUUCUUCACCUAUGAGACAACCAAGUCAGUGGUGGUCAAGAGAAGGUCACUGGGCAUCAUCAACCGCAUAGUCCAGGCGCUCAUCAUCAUUUACUUUGUUGGUUAUGUGUUUCUCUAUGAGAAGGCCUAUCAGGAUCGUGACACAGGGAUUGAGUCAGCGGUCAUGACUAAAGUGAAAGGCUUUGGGUUCUAUGACAAUUAUUUGAUGGACGUGGCCGACUACGUAAUACCACCACAGGGCGCCUCUGUGUUCUGCAUUAUCACCAGGAUGGUCAUCACGCACAAUCAGACACAUGGACUCUGUCAUGAGACUAAUGGAAAAUUCAACUGUAGCACUGAUGAAGACUGUGAAAGACAAUUAUCCUCAAAUUUGGCAAGUGGAAAGAUAACAGGCAAGUGUGUGACCAAAGUUCAGAGGUGUGAGAUAGAAGGCUGGUGCCCGGCGGAGGAUGACUCCAAGAGGACGCCACCCAUGAAAGAGGCUGAAAACUUCACCAUCUUCAUCAAGAACAGCAUUCGCUUCCCGCACUUUAACGUCACCCGAGGGAACAUUGGAUCCAUGAUGGAAAAUAAGACAACAUGUCUGUACAACCCUGUCAGUAACCCAUCCUGCCCCAUCUUCCGAGUAGGAGAUGUGCUCGAGUAUGCCGGUGCAAACUUCUCCAGCAUUGCAUCAAGAGGAGGAGAAAUUGGGAUAAAUAUAGGCUGGGUAUGUAAUUUGGACCUGGGUGAGAAGAAGUGUUUACCCAAAUACAGCUUCACACAGCUGGACUCUGCUUUUAAAAACAUUACCUUCUCCAAGGGAUUCAACUUCAGAUUUGCAAAGUACUUCAUGUCAGAAGAUGGUCGGGAGUAUCGGACACUUCAUAAAGCUUUUGCCAUCCGCUUUGACAUACUUGUGUCUGGCAAUGCUGGAAAAUUUUACAUAGUCCCAACACUGAUCAAUAUCGUGGCAGCUUGCACCUCAGUGGGUUUGGCAACCAUCUUCUGUGACAUAAUCCUGUUAAACUUCCUGAAAGGUUCAGAUCAAUACAAAGCAAAGAAAUUUGAAGAGGUUUCUGGUUUGGCGAGUCAGUCAGAAAGCCAUGAACUCCACAGGUACAGCGUCCACAGCCACGUACUCAAAGAGGAGGUGAAGAACUCUAAUGACUCUGGCGCUUAUUCUAUUGGAGACAGUGCUGGACAAAGUACUUCUGCUUAAAUGUACUUAAAUAUCAAAAGUAAAAAGCAUUCUGAGUUAUUACAGACAUAAUGUUGUUAUCCCGAUAAACAGCCUCCACUGUGACUGCAGACAUGAAUAUUGAGUUAGCUGUUUAUGUCUCCUUGAGAUGAGACUGAUGAGACCUUUGUCAAAAUGAUGUAACCUCUAUAAUAACUCACAUCACUUUUACUUUUGAUACUUAUACAUUUGAAAAGUAUAUAAUUCAGAUGAUUUGUACUUUGGCCCAAGUAGAAGUAUAGAUAAAAUACUUUUACUCAAGUGACAACUUACUGAAAAGUAUUUCCAUUUUUACUCUACUUUUUUGUACUUUGUCCACCCAUAAAGGGACCUCCCUUCCUCCCGCCCUUUGCACAGUGACCCCAGAGGCAUUCCUGCCAACGUUCAUGUAACAUUAAAUCUUAUAUUAAAUAUUCUUACAUUCCUAACAGACACACCCUAUU
Messenger RNA from Pygocentrus nattereri (red-bellied piranha), 1793 nucleotides. It is a transcript of the gene p2rx3a, whose product is annotated as purinergic receptor P2X, ligand-gated ion channel, 3a. NCBI's taxonomy places the organism in Eukaryota, Metazoa, Chordata, Actinopteri, Characiformes, Serrasalmidae. The coding region runs from base 112 to 1332 and encodes 406 amino acids. Gene Ontology annotation, biological process: response to ATP; monoatomic cation transmembrane transport. Gene Ontology annotation, molecular function: ATP binding; extracellularly ATP-gated monoatomic cation channel activity; purinergic nucleotide receptor activity. The record is from RefSeq and is a predicted model, not a curated record. Gene Ontology annotation, cellular component: plasma membrane; nuclear inner membrane. The transcript is spliced from 12 exons.